GAAGUCAUUUUAUUAUUUUGUAGUUCUUCUUGACUUAAAAGAGUGCUCUUCCCCCUACUCUCAAAUACUUUAUUAUAGAUCCUACUUCCUAUAAAUGCUAUAUUCUAUAAAGGCUACACCCUCUCUCUCUCACGCGCUGUCUAGUGGAACAAAGCCACGCUGUGUCUCUCUUCCCAACGAGUGGAGAAAUCCUUUUUUCGUCUCUCCGUUGUCAAACCCUAAGGGAAAGGAGCCGCUUUCCUUAAGAUAAAAGGGGUGCCUUUGUGAAUGAAGGUUUGUCUCUUUGUGGUCUGAUUGGUUCUGAUAUUGUGUGGAGGAGAUAGUUCAAAAGAAGUGAGGAAUUUAACAAUAUCGUGUUCAGGAAAUAGUUUGGAGUAAACUUCAUAGGAGAGAGUCACAAUGAUGAGGCAGGUAUCCAGUAGGAACCAGAGGAGCAAGGGAUUCAGGGUGAAAAAUGUUCUUCAGUUGUGCCUCUUGGCUGCUGUUUGCUUCUGGCUGCUUUACCAGUUGAGGCAUUCUUAUGAUAAGAAAAGGGCAUUAGAGGAGAAGAACUUAGGGACUUGGGACAAGCUAGCCGAGAACCAGCCAGAGUUAAAGUUUGGCAGGAAGGAUCUCCCUCAUGGCAAGGAGAACGUUUCUGGGAGUGAGACCCAUGACAAGGAAGAAGACGACGAAGAAGUUGAAGAACAAGAUCAGGAAGCCAGACAAGCUUUGGAAGAUGAAGAAGCCAGAGGAGAUGGAGAUGAUGAGAUAGAUGAGCAAGAUCAAGAAAGAGCUGAUGAGCAAGAGGAUCAAGAGAGAGCUGAUGAGGUAGCUGAGAUUGGAGAAGAAUUGACCAAUGAAGAAGACAAGGAUGGUCAGGGGGAGGAAACAGAACAGUUGGAUGACCAAGACCCUGAAGAGGUUUUUUCCCACAAGGCACGUGAAGAAAGUUAUAGAAGAGACGAUGUAUCCAGUGCUGUACGCCGAGAAAAUCAAGCAAAAAAUUCUGAAGGUGAAGAUGGUGAUGCAGGUGAGAAAGUAAUGGAAAACACUGAGGAGAAAGAUGUGGACACAGAUGAUAUGGCUGAUGGUGCGGAUGAUGGUUCCACGGGUAGCAGUCAUUCGAGUGUUGGAGCAGCAGAUGUUUCCAAGGAUAAUGUUACAGGUAUUGUUUUGGCUGGGAAUGAGACCAGCUGGAAUGAUCAUCCAACCAUGAAUGAGACUGUUAUUGAGAAAAAAGGAUCAGAGGUUGGAUUAAAUAAUUCAGAGGGGUCUCUUACGAGCAAUCAGAUCGAAUCGCAGGCCAACUCUACGACAGCAUCUGUAACUAACAAUCAUGUAAAAGCACAGGCCAAUUCAACAACAGUUGUAUCAAGCUAUCAAACAAAAACACACAGUAACUCAACGAUGGUUGAUGCUGUAGCUAACAGUGUGCCUCUCCAGAAUGAAACUGCCGGCAGGGACUCAGUUCAAAAUCACAACAUUAAAGUUGAGAUUGAAGCUUCUAAGGAAGAUAAUAACAUCAACUUGAAAAAUGUGGUGACAGAAGGGCAGGAUGAGAGGUUUAACACGACUGUUGGGCAAGAGGACACCAGAGAGCGCUCCUCUAUAUUCUUGAGUACAGAUGACAAAGUAGAUGCAAUUCAGGGUGAAUCCACUGAUCCUUCGCAUAAAAUGGUCAUGAAAGAAGAGAGAGAUGCUCGUAUAGAUCUGCAGACCUUACCUGACAUGCGGGACGAAGUAAAGAGAGCAUGGGAGAUGAAGCUGCAGAGUGAUGAUGAUCUCAGGAUGUGAGAGGUUUAGGCAUUACUGGAUAUGGAAGUUGGAAAGCUUAGUAAUGUGGCCUUGUUAUCUUUGUUUCUGAUGGCUUCUUUGAUGAUAUUUCCAUGGAUACGUGCCAAGCAUUCCCAUUACGAGGAAGCAUAGAUGGUGGGAUCUGAAGUGUUAAUGAAAGAGUUGCUUUACAUAUAUAAAGAACCAAGGGCUGACCUUUUUUUGGGCUGCUGCUUUCUUUCUUCUCUUUUUUUCUGUUGGUUAUUAUCUCCUGGGCACGUGAGCUUAAUUUAAUAGGGUUUGGAUGAAAAGAGCCGAACUGCUAACCCUACUAAUUUCAUAAACUAUUAUGUUGAAAAUUCCUAUUUUCUUGGUCCCAUGAAUGGCUAAGUUUCUAGCCUUA
Molecule: messenger RNA, 2158 nt
Organism: Phoenix dactylifera (date palm)
Lineage: Eukaryota; Viridiplantae; Streptophyta; Magnoliopsida; Arecales; Arecaceae
Source: RefSeq, a predicted model, not a curated record